GAGCGUGCGAAUGACAGCAAAUGUGGCGCGCUUUCCUCCGAAAGUGAAUCCUCCAGCAGCAGAAAACAUUGGCUGGUUUCGCUGUUCGUUCGAUAGUUAACUCGUUAUUCCAAUCAAACCAUCGGCAGCUGUUUCCGGGAACAAACCGAAAUGUUGGACCUACUGAGCUGGACUCCGGAGUACUUCAGCGCGAACGAGGCAUCAUGCGUAGAGCUGCUGUCGAAACCGGAAGUACGCAACCGGAUACCGCUGCUGAAUUGCACCCAGUUGCACGAACUUCAGGACCAGGCGCUGGUUCGCUUCCGGGGCAUGAUACAGGAUAUGCAGGACCCGGAGUGUUACCUGGAACGGUACGAGGUUCGCCGGAAAAGCGAUAAGACCCUGGUACGGGAACAGAAUGGGAAGUAUCGUGACAUUUUGGUAAUGUCCAAAGGCGAAGAGGAGGUGGAUUUCAAGGGUUCUAACAAUAAAUAUGGGGAGCGACGAUCGAUGUUUGUUAUCUCAAUCCCUGGCUACAACAGCUGGGCUGUUGAAUCGGAACGAAAGAUGAAUCCUACCUUGACAAACGGUACGGAGAAUGGGACCACUUCGAAUGCCAAAAGAUCCCUUGAGGACGAAGAUGCUAUGGAAAUCGAACAAUCAACUGAACAUGGUCAAGAUCAUGUCUUCAAAAAACCUAUGAUUCCGAAUGGUGUUGGUGGGUCUAAUAGCAAAUCAGUCGUGAAUUUUGAUUCGUCGAAACAGAAAACCCAACCUAAGGUACUUUCUGCUGAGUAUCUGUUGAAUUCGCCAAUUCCAGAACGGCCAAGCAAGGCCUGUUUGGUCAUACUUUAUUCCAAUAUCGACGAAGCUACUUUGAACACUUUGGUCGAUGUGGUGGGUUUCCUAUCGGUAGAUCCUGCCCUGGACGGAAGCACCGAUCAAAUGGACGACUUUGAAGAUGAGAUGUCGGAACAUCAGGCCAUCAAUCCUCCACCAUCGCUGAUACCGCGUAUACACGCCAUCGACGUUUUGAAGCUCAAUCAUUUGAAUCCAAUGAUACAAUCGGCAUCACAAAAAAACUUCCAAGAGUCGGUGAAUGAGGCCACGUUUAAAGAUCUGCAAAACUUAUUGACACAAUGCCUGUUCGGUGAUCGUGUUGCGGCUGAUUAUCUGCUGUGUCAUCUUUUGUCCACCGUUUACAUUAGGAAUGAGGUAGAAUCGCUGGGACAGUUUAGUCUCAAUUUGAGCAACAUUCCCGCACAGGCAUUGCCAAACUAUACUGCAGAUUUCUAUGGUAUACUGGAACUACUACUCCCAGCCAGCCACUACUUCCCGAUGACGCUGGAAAACAUGAAUUCUGUACAGUUUGUUCCGAAAAAAGACUACACCACUAACAAACUGACUAGUGGAUUGCUGCAACUUGCCGCCCAUACCCAUCUGCUGCUGGAUGAAACAAGGCUUCAAACGGGCAAGCUGGAAAGCGGUGGAGUCGAAGCAGUCCAGAACAUUGCUCAUCUCAUUCGGACACAGAAACUCAAAUACAACUUCCAGUACUACCAACUGGAGUUCAACACAGACGUUCCGGUGCUGGUGAUGAGCGAAGGACGCAGCAUGCUGCCGACCAACUGCCAAGUUCCGAUUCUGCCGGAUCCGGACACGGUGCCGCUGAUUGGAGAAACCAUCAAAGCUGGCAAACAUUUUGUCCAGCCCAAGCUUGCCGACAUCAGGCGGUUUCUGACCCUGCAGCGGAUACAGCAGUUCGACAUGAAGGACUUCGAUCCGGAGGUCAUUUCCAACGAUUUUUUACAGAUGCGUCGGGAUAAUGCAGAAGCAUCAGCAGAGGAUUUGCACUCGCUGCUGGUGCUGGCUCGGUUGGUUUGUCUAGCCCGCGGGAAGAACAGUAUGGACCAGGAAAGCUGGGAGUACGCCAAACAGUUGGAACUGGAGCGGAAAAGGCGAGUGGAGUUGUUUGUCAAGCGGAAAAAUGAGCAGUGAAUAUUUGUACCUGUGUUUGUUAAAACUUUUUCAAUAAAUCUUGCUGGUUUUAUAA
Molecule: messenger RNA, 2032 nt
Organism: Uranotaenia lowii
Lineage: Eukaryota; Metazoa; Arthropoda; Insecta; Diptera; Culicidae
Product: mini-chromosome maintenance complex-binding protein
Exons: 4
Coding region: 151-1977 (608 amino acids)
Biological process (GO): DNA-templated DNA replication
Molecular function (GO): chromatin binding
Source: RefSeq, a predicted model, not a curated record